AUGUUUGCCUUGAUAGUAGAUUACGUGCUUGAAAAGUCUGCAGCAACUAAAGAAAACAACUGUGUCUCUCUUCGUCGCUCUAAAGUCUGUACAGCAUUUUCUCAAUUUUAUAUCGGUCUACCAGGGUUAGAGUACGACUAUCCUUUCUUAAUAAACACUACCACCAUUGAGGAAUUUGAUCAACGACUUUUGGAUUAUGCUGAUUCGACCAGUGAUUAUUUAUUCCCUUUAGGCUGUCUCAGUUCCAACUACAAUCCUACCGUUCCUUAUGCACGUUAUUCUUUGACUCGGUUAUGUGCUGGUAUGAUACAAAAUCCUACCUAUUCACUACCAUGCAACUACGAAAAUGCGCUAAGUCCGCCGCCUUUAUGUAAGACCACUUGUGUACAAUGGGUGAAUAGUAUAGAAUCGAUCACAGCCUCGCAUCGUGUAUGUUCAGAUACGAGUCAACGCAAUAAUACGUUAAAUUCGUUUCAGGACCAAUGUGAAACAUGGGCCGGCUAUAAUGGAACCAUUGCAGAGAAUUGCAUUUCGGGUGUAGCGAAUGAGCCUUAUUCAUGUGGUAAGAAUACCUAG
Molecule: messenger RNA, 576 nt
Organism: Mycotypha africana
Lineage: Eukaryota; Fungi; Mucoromycota; Mucoromycetes; Mucorales; Mycotyphaceae
Exons: 3
Coding region: 1-576 (191 amino acids)
Source: RefSeq, a predicted model, not a curated record